Lampris incognitus (smalleye Pacific opah) is the source of this 6357-nucleotide messenger RNA. RefSeq names its product solute carrier family 5 member 1 (gene slc5a1). Gene Ontology annotation, biological process: sodium ion transport; transmembrane transport. The record is from RefSeq and is a predicted model, not a curated record. Gene Ontology annotation, molecular function: D-glucose:sodium symporter activity. The coding region runs from base 45 to 2018 and encodes 657 amino acids. The transcript is spliced from 15 exons. Lineage: Eukaryota; Metazoa; Chordata; Actinopteri; Lampriformes; Lampridae. Gene Ontology annotation, cellular component: plasma membrane.
CCUGUGCAGCCCUCCAGCAGUCCAGCGGACCGCCUCUCAGCACCAUGAUGCGGAAUUACUUCGGGUUCUCCCUCACCAGGAGCAAUGGGUCAGACGCGGACACAGUGCCCCUCAACAACCCGGCAGAUAUAUCCGUUAUUGUGAUUUACUUUCUGGUUGUUCUGGGUGUUGGAGUAUGGGCUAUGGUGCGCUCCAACCGAUCCACGGUGGGCGGGUUUUUCCUGGCAGGGCGGAGCAUGGUGUGGUGGCCGAUUGGAGCAUCUCUGUUUGCAAGUAACAUUGGCAGUGGACACUUCGUAGGACUUGCUGGGACUGCUGCUGCUACAGGAAUAGCCAUUGGUGGAUUUGAAUGGAAUGCCCUCAUAGUGGUGGUCAUUCUCGGAUGGGUCUUUGUGCCAAUCUAUAUCAAAGCUGGGAUUGUGACCAUGCCAGAGUAUCUGAAGAAGAGGUUUGGAGGACAACGCAUCCGUAUCUACCUCUCUGUGCUGUCACUUUUUCUGUAUGUUUUUACCAAGAUCUCAGCAGAUAUGUUCUCUGGUGCCAUCUUUAUUAACCAGGCUCUUAAACUGAAUAUCUACGUUGCUGUCAUAGCACUGCUCCUGAUCACAGCUCUCUACACAGUCACAGGUGGACUUGCUGCAGUGAUCUACACAGACACCUUACAGACCAUCAUCAUGAUUGUUGGAUCCUUCAUCCUCAUGGGCUUUGCUUUUCAUGAAGUGGGAGGCUAUGAGAACUUCCAGACGAGCUACAUGGCAGCUGUCCCCUCUGUCACCACGAACAUCAGCGAGACCUGCUUCACGCCUCGGGCAGAUUCGUUUCAUAUCUUCCGGAAUGCAGUAACAGGAGACUUGCCUUGGCCAGGCCUGGUGUUUGGACUCACGAUACAGGCUACCUGGUACUGGUGCACUGAUCAGGUGAUUGUCCAGCGCUGUCUCUCGGCGAAGAAUAUGUCUCACGUGAAGGCUGGCUGCAUCUUGUGCGGCUACCUGAAGCUGCUUCCUAUGUUUCUCAUGGUUUUCCCUGGCAUGAUCAGCAGGAUCCUCUAUCCCGAUGAAGUGGCGUGCGUCGAACCAAGUGAGUGUAACAAAUACUGUGGGGCUAGUGUUGGCUGCAGCAACAUCGCCUAUCCCAAAUUAGUCGUGGACCUCAUGCCUGAUGGUCUGCGAGGCCUCAUGUUGUCAGUGAUGCUGGCUUCCCUGAUGAGCUCGCUGACCUCCAUCUUCAACAGCGCCAGCACACUUUUCACUAUGGACAUCUACACCAAGUUCCGCCGCUCGGCGACGGAGAAGGAACUUAUGAUUGCUGGGAGAGUGUUCAUCUUGGUGCUGAUUGGGCUGAGCAUCGCGUGGAUCCCCGUGGUGCAGUCCGCCCAGAGCGGCCAGCUCUUCGAUUACAUCCAGUCCAUCACCAGCUAUCUCACCCCACCCAUCGCUGCGCUCUUCAUGCUUGCCAUUUUCUGCAAACGUGUUAACGAGACUGGAGCAUUUUAUGGUCUUUUGAUAGGCCUUUUUAUUGGUCUGUCCAGGAUGAUCGCUGAGUUUGCCUAUGGGACAGGUACCUGCGUUGAUCCCGGAAACUGUCCCACAAUUAUCUGCGGAGUCCACUACCUCUACUUCUCCAUCAUCCUGUUUGUUAUCUCCUGUAUCAUUAUCUUGAGCGUCUCUCUGAUGACCAAACCCAUUGAGGAUAAACAUUUGUACCGCUUGUGCUGGACCUUGAGAAACUCCAAGGAGGAGAGGGUCGACUUGGAAGAGGAUGACUGGGUUGAAAACCAAGACGUCCACUCUAUGACUGAAGAAGAACCUGCCCAAAAGCAGAAUCUCUGCAAGAAGGCGGUGAUGUGCUUCUGUGGGUUGGAGCAGAAGAAAGCACCCAAGCUGAGUCCAGAGGAGCAGGCUGAACUACAGAAGAAACUGACCGACACCACAGAGACGCCAAUAUGGCGUAAUAUUGUCAACGCUAAUGCCCUGAUUCUCCUCUGUGUGGCGGUUUUCUUCCAUGGCUUCUAUGGUUAACGUAUUUGCUGAGCCUGGUCAUGUAGUGACUCAGGUUUGAAACAACACCUCAUGAACCGUUCCGUCUAAUUGGUGGAUGCACAUUUAGAUGAUUGCAGUUUACAUAAAUGUCACGUCAUGGCUGAAUGGCUGAUGGAAAAACGAAUAGCAACGAUGCUAAAAAAGGAUAAUUAUGACUACCUAUCUGCUUUAUCAGGUAUAUUUGCAGAACCCUUCCGUUGGCUAUGCAAAAUGUGCAGCCGCACAGGGCCUUGCGCCUGGCCUUUUUUAUUUAUUUUUUCUGUUUUAACAUAUAAUUUUUUUAUGACUGUUCUUGACUUAACAUGCUCCCAAAAUGUAAUUCUUGUGUGUCAAUUCCGUUAUGAAUAGUCAAGGUCACAUGAAAAAAAAAACCCCAACAGAUUAUUCAGUUUUUUUUUCAUUUUUGAUAUCGCGUCAUUAUGUAGUGCAAGAAGAAGGACAGGAGGCAGAUUGAAAUGGUUUGGACAUGUGUGGGGGAGAGAUGCUGGGUAUAUUGGGAGAAGGAUGCUGAAUAUGGAGCUGCCAGGGAAGAGGAAAAGAGGAAGGCCAAAGAGGAGGUUUAUGGAUGUGGUGAGGGAGGACAUGCAGGUGGCUGGUGUGACAGAGGAAGAUGCCGAAGACAGGAAGAGAUGAUUCGCUGUGGUGACCCCUCACGAGAGCAGCCGAAAGUAGUAGUAGUAGUGGUAGUUAGUAGUAGCAGCAGUAGUAGUGGUAGUUAGUAGUUAGUAGUAGUAGUAGUAGUAGUAGUGGCAGCAGCAGUAGCAGCAGUAGUAGUAGUAGUUAGUAGUAAUAGUAGUAGUAGCAGCAGCAGCAGUAGUAGCAGUAGUAGUGGUAGUAGUAGUAGUAGCAGCAGCAGCAGUAGUAGAUGUAGUGUGUGCUCCAUCUUGCCGCUCACUGCGAGGAAGAAGGAAAAGGGGAAACAAUGUCGACUGCACAAGAGUGCGACUGAGAAAAGGAAAAAAAUGAAAAAGAAGGAAGAAUGUCAUGCGUCACUGCGAGUAUCGCUGGAUAAAUUUGUCAACACUUCCAGAGAUGCGGUGGCUGCGCAGCUCUACAAAGCUGGCAGGUGCAUGUGACCGUAGGCUACAUGUAAUGACCGGUCUGAAAAAUUAUACUUCUUGUUAAGUACUUCUCGGCAAUUAAACUCCUUAAAACAAUAGACGAUACUGAGCAGCAAGUCAUCAUCUGAAAUCAUGUUUCUGCCGACUCUCGGUUUGUAAUGUGACAAAAAACAGAGGCUCCAUAUUGAAUGUUAAACAUUUUGGAAUCUGAGUACCUAUUAUAGCCCUAACAUUUUUCAUAGUUCACUGUAAUUAAUAAACAACAACCAAUUGAUAAACAAUAUUGAUAAAUAAUUAUGUAGUUAUUGUCAGUGUAAUUAAUAAAUAAUAUUAUUACGUAAAAUAAACAAAUGAAAACUUGUGAUGUUUCAGUGAUGAAACAAGAACAUGAGGAAACUAUAUAUUUUGCACUGUUAAAUAUAUAUCCUUACAUAUGAAGCAUUUGAUGUUUCAUUUUUUUUAUUUUGAUAGAUCUAUAAAUAUCAAUAUAGUGAAUAUGAACAUCCAACUUCCAAUAUUUAUGGAAUUUCAUGUACAGCGGCAUUUCCUUGCUUUAUUCACAGCAAUUUGGAGACCACUGUCAACAAAAUAAUUUCUUUGAAAGUCCAAAUGAUGUUUCCAUUGGUCUGUUUUCCCUAAAUUAAAGCGGCUGUAGACAAGUUUCAACUUUAACCCCAAAGAGUUUCAUUUUGUUUGCACCACUGUUGCAAAGACAACCGGGUUGCGUUCCAUUCAUUAGCACCCUGGCUACUGUCCAAAGCAAGAAGCAAACAUAUACGUAAAUCCCACUAUGAAUCCAAAACCCCGAUCAAAGUGCUAUAAUAAAGGCAGAGUAAAAAAUGCGGUACUAUUAAUAAGUAGGCGGGUUGUGUUACUUACUGAUCCAGUAGAGAGAAUGCCAGCUGAAGGUCGGUUUGGAACCCUCUCAAGUCAAGAGUACUGAACUCUGUUUCCUCCUAGCCAGAGAUCGAUUGAAUAACCUUAACCUAACCUUAACCUCAGUCUAACCCUAACCUAACCUCAACCUAACCCUAAAGCUUACCUUAACCUAAUCGUAAAUGAUAGCUAACCUGUUGCCAUGCAAAUGCGUUCAUCUGGCUAGGGAAAACAGAUUUCGACAGGGAAAUAGAGUUUGAUACAACACUGGAGCUCACUCCAUCAAGUGAAUGCCUGUCUGAGGUUCACUCUUGUUUUCCCUAUGUUUCACUCUCCCUCUUUGCCUCCUCUGUCAACAGGGUUCUUUUUCUCUUGCCUGGCAGAGUUUCUAUUGUCACUUCAGUUGUUCCACCGUCCGCCAUUUCCGCUACUGGGGAUAGCUACUUAUACAUACAUGGAAAAACAAAAGCGCUACAUUCUUCCCAUUUUGGUUUUGGCAAUGGUUGACGCACUUCCUUUGUGCCAUAAGUCUAGUCUUUAUUUUCCCAUGAGGUCGUACUGUGUGGCAAACAAAAUUUCAUAGUGAAAGUGAGGCUUAUAGGGAACCAAUCUAAAUGCUAAUGGUAUCAUUAUUCUACAGCAUUACACUGUGCAUUCAACAUUUACCUCCUAAUGGUUAAUGUUAAGUUAAAGCCAAAAGGUUGUCUAUUGCUGCUUUAAAACAUCACUUUAUAGAACAAUAAUGUAAUGACGGAAUUCAAGCUGUAAAAAUCUCAAAAUGCAUGCAUGGACUUCAUAAUGAAGCCCUGCAGAUGGUUUCAUGCAUGUUGACACUACCAUCUGAAUUCAAUUCUGAAUUCAGUCUAGAUGAUAAAUUAUGGUUGAUAGCUUUUAGUAUGUAUUCAACAUGCAACCUGACAAUCACUUAUUCUAAAUCACAUGUGCAACAUUCUCUCAUCAUGUGCACUCAAGGCCAUCAGCAAUGAAAUUUCCUCAUUCACUGAACUGGUGUUGAUCUUGGUGUUAAUGAAUAAUGUCUCAAGGAUGUAGGUCUGUGAAACCUUGUACAACCAUUACACAAAUCACAAUGUACUCUUGAACUUCCUUUACUUUAGUGGUUUAUAUUUGCACCUCGUAAUAUGCUACUACAAACCUGCUGUGUUUCUUAAUUUCACAAUGUUAAUCUUACCCGGCCCGGACACGGAAAGGAUUGACAGAUUGAUAGCUUUUUUUUUUACAAUGACGUCUCACCUGUAAAUAGCCAGGAACGCCACAUUAGCCAAAUAAUAGCAGCUAACGCUGCUUAUCGGUUACUUUAGAUAUUAGUCUCCAUCUAAACCAGGUAUUCCAAAGAGUAGAUAGAUAACUUACCUGAUAUAAAAUGGACACUGCAAACGCCAGCAUUUUUUAUCGGGUCCUCAGUCCAGUUUUCAUCAAUGCGUUUGAUGGCUUGCAACCACAGGCGCCUCCGGUUGCUCUGAAAUGGCCGUGAUCCCGUCGGAAUCGGGUAAAACUUCUGUCCGCUGUUGGUAGAGUAGCGAUUCGUACAGCCAAACACACAAGAAGUGAACCUUUUGGUUAUACUUCUGAAUAAACUUUGUAAGCUCGUCUUCCUCGUCUGAAUCCGUGAAUGAAUGGGAGACUUGGGGGUAGCAUUUCACUUCCGUUGCCUAAAUGCGCGCGCGUACUUUCAAUGACGUAGGCUGUAAACGGGUCUGUAGCGAUAAACUGACCACUGCAUUGUGCACCAAAUGUUUUCAGAACUCAUCAGUGAUGUUUACUUUUAUUUUUCUACUGUUAACAUUGUGUGGGUGUGUUAAUACUGAAUAUUACUUAAUAAAAAUCAUUGAUUAAAAACCCAUUUAUUGGGCGUCCGGGUGGCAUGGUGGGUUAUUCCGUCGCCUACCAACACGGGGAUCCCCGGUUCGCAUCCCUGUGUUACCUCCGGCUUGGUCGGGCGUCCCUACAGGCACAACUGGACGUGUUUGCGGGUGGUGAGCCGGAUGUGGGUAUGUGUCCUGACCGGUCGCGAAUAUUUUUUUUCCUAGGAUGAAUCCGGAAAGUUCCGACCUCAGGCACUAGGAUUGGCCAAAUCUGCCUGUCAGUCAACGCCGAUGCGGCUGUUCUGGAAAGUAACGUUGUUACCGUACACACAAAGUUAAGUUGGCACAGUUAGCUUGGUUGCAAACGUGGCUAAUGGCUAACAGUUAGCUAGCAAACGUGGCCAGGGUUAGGGUUAGGGUUGUUGCGCGUUCGCAUCGGCAUUGAUUGACAGGCAGAUCUGGCCAAUCCUAGCGCCUGAGCGCGGGAACUUUCCGUACUGAUCCUAGGAAAAAAAAUAUUUGCGUCCUGGUUGCUGCACUAACGCCUUCCUCUGGUCG